Polypterus senegalus (gray bichir) is the source of this 1689-nucleotide messenger RNA. RefSeq names its product dolichyl-phosphate mannosyltransferase subunit 3, regulatory (gene dpm3). The record is from RefSeq and is a predicted model, not a curated record. Gene Ontology annotation, biological process: GPI anchor biosynthetic process. The coding region runs from base 131 to 409 and encodes 92 amino acids. NCBI's taxonomy places the organism in Eukaryota, Metazoa, Chordata, Cladistia, Polypteriformes, Polypteridae. Gene Ontology annotation, cellular component: dolichol-phosphate-mannose synthase complex; endoplasmic reticulum membrane. The transcript has 3 exons.
UUGUGAUGCUAUAACUUUCCCGGAAGUUGGGAUUUAAACCUGAGGAUCGUUGUUGGGAGGUCCAGACAAAAGUUUGAAAAGUGGUAACAAAUUCAGUUUCAAAAAGUAAUUAGUCAGCAGCACUUUUACCAUGACGAAGCUGAUGGAGUGGUUGCUUGGGCUAAGCCUGAUUGGAGUCCUUUGGAGUAUUGUCACUUUUGACCUUUUGGAUCUACGCAUUUCAGAUCAAUAUUUGCAAGUCGCAUGGCCUCUUCCCAUUUAUUUACUAGUUGCUUUUGGUUGUUACUCUUUGGCUGUGGUGGGCUACAGGGUGGCCACAUUCAAUGACUGUGAAACAGCUGCAAAAGAAUUACAAGAGCAAAUUCAAGAAGCAAAAAGAGAUUUGCAGAAAAAAGGACUGCACUUUUGAUGUAGGACCUUUUUUUUUUAAUCAAAGAAUUUUUUUUUUUUUUUUGCUUUUUGCAAGGAAGAUAUUGAACUAUAAGGUUGUCAGUUUCUUUGUGUUUCAACUUCCCGAAAACCUUUAUUUUAAAGAAAGGAUCUUCUAAUUGUGUCUUACAAAUAUAUACAAUCAUGGAAAUUCCUGUCAUAUUUUCGUAUACUGUUUCUGACUUGUGGCAUGUUCCAACCAUAAUAAAACUGUAACAAUGUUGUUCCAGUUUAUAAUAUAUCAUAUAAUGUGAAAACACUAUGACAUGUUUGAUUUAAUUGCACUAGUCUUACAGACAAAUUAAUUUAUGACUUUAAUGUUGUACCCUGCACGACAUUUAAGCUACUUUCAAUUUUAAUAUGAAUUGUUUGAAGCAGAAUUGUCACGUUCAUUCACGUUUUUACCUGUACUUCUCACUUAUUAAUGUGUCCUCUUGCAGGAUGAGACACUUAAUUGGCAAAAUUUUAAAUGGAUGUUAGAGUUUCUUUUGCAAAGAGUAUAAAAGCAUGAAUUGUGUUCUGCAUUGUGCCAGUUACUGACAGUGUGGUCUUUUGACUGGUCCAUAUCUUUGGUGUUGAUAAACUGGUCGCUGGAAUACUUCAUUUGAUGCUUGCUGUCUUAUGUUAUGGUUAUGGUCAAGUAUUCCUGAAUUCCUAAAGGUUUUCCAAUUUGAAUAUUUUUAAUAACAGGACAAAUAUAAAACUGAUGUUGCAUCUAUAUCGCCUUGGCUAGUGUGAAUCUGUCAGCAUGCAUUAUCGGUGGGCGUUCUCCCCAUCCAGGGUUAAUUCCUUCUUUGUUCUUGUGUUGCUUAGAUAUGAAUUUGCACACAAAUAUAGAGAUGCAGCCUGUCGUACAGGUUACUCAUGAGUAAUUUAUAAUAUUUUGUAAAAAUUCAAUAAUAUUGCGUUAAUGCUGUUAACGAUUGAUUCAGUCCAGCAAUUUGCAAAUGCUCUGAUGGCCACAAUCUUUCGGGAUAGCCUUUGUUUUUAUCAUUGUUAAAUCUAGACUUUUAUUUAAAAAGAAUAAAUAAAUAAAGCUAGGGAUCACCUGUUGCUGCAUUCAAGACAGUUUAAGAGUAUAAGAUUAUUUUUUUCUGUGAUAUAUCUAGCCCAGAUUCAUACUAACAUUUUGUGUGACGGAGUACUCUUUAGUAGUUUCAAACAAUAAUAAUAAUAAAUAUUUUUCUGAUGUGCAAAUACCUAUUGUAUGGUCACUGAUAAACUGUACAUCAUCAUGCUCACCCAACUUUGCUAUCAUAG